Molecule: messenger RNA, 7581 nt
Organism: Branchiostoma floridae (Florida lancelet)
Lineage: Eukaryota; Metazoa; Chordata; Leptocardii; Amphioxiformes; Branchiostomatidae
Product: phosphatidylinositol 4-phosphate 3-kinase C2 domain-containing subunit beta-like
Exons: 27
Coding region: 207-5663 (1818 amino acids)
Biological process (GO): cell migration; phosphatidylinositol-mediated signaling; phosphatidylinositol-3-phosphate biosynthetic process
Cellular component (GO): phosphatidylinositol 3-kinase complex; plasma membrane; cytoplasm
Molecular function (GO): 1-phosphatidylinositol-3-kinase activity; phosphatidylinositol binding; 1-phosphatidylinositol-4-phosphate 3-kinase activity
Source: RefSeq, a predicted model, not a curated record
AUAAGGGAAGACCGUUGGCCAAUCAACUCAUGUUUUAGAUAGUCAUAUGCUAAUUGGCAAGAUGGCGACUCCCUAUGCAGGUUGCGCAUGUUUGUUCUCAUAAAUGGCAGAACUACAAGAAUACCUGGGAGGUCACCAGAUCUGGAUGCUGAAACUCAAGUCUAGCUAGGUUCUGUAGGGUGUGUUAGUAGUAAAGUAAGAACCAGAUGGCUACCAUUUCUAACGACGAGCUGCAGGCGGCUCUUCGGGAAGAGGCAGCUGCCUUGGAACAGUUCCAACGACAGCGCCAGACAACGUGGCCGGGAGCGAGCAGUCAGCAGUCGCUGAACGUACCGAGCACCACUCAGAGACAGACCAGUCUACCAUCUGGUACACAGAGGUCUGCGGCAGUGCAGCAGGAUGGCAGAUCUGCUGGGUCAGUGGCGGCAAGCAGUGCUACCAGUCGUCCUACACUUGUACCAGAACCAGUCCCACGUCCCCUGCCCAGACCGUCCUCCAUGGGAACUAUUCAGACAAGUGGUGGCAGCAGUGCUGCAGCCAGCUCCUCAGCAGUCAGUGAGGGGGACCUGAUCUCCUUCUCCUCCAACAGUCUGCAGGACGUCCUGAUGAAGUCCGCCCGCCUCAGCGCCCCUCCCAUGGCAACGGGAGCGACGGCUCUGGGCUCACGACCUUUGACACCUGUAGGGAUACAAUCUCAAUCUCAAGGGGCGGCAACCUUUUCCAUGGGAGAUUUUCAAUUGAACGGAAUUCUGUCUUCAACUGGGCCUGCUGCAGGCUCGGCUUUGAACCCUUUCAGUGCUACCAACAACACAAACCCUUUCGGUGCCAGCAGCACCACUUGGAAUGGACGCCCUCUAUCCUUUGACACAAAUACUGCAGCCCCAAUGCCACAGUUGCCACCCCACAGUCCUGUACCUCACAACAGUGCUCUGUUUGUCAGCAACCCGUCUUUUGGGGACAGCACGUUGUGGGGGCAGCCCGACAUGUCCAGUUUCUCCGCCCAGAUGUCCGUCGGAGCCAUGACUUCCAGCCGACCACAAUCGCUAUCUUCGUCUUCUUCCGGGGAACGCACAAGCAUGACCGCCAAUUUUGCCAGCCUGACAGAUGAACUGCUGUUUACAGACCUACGUAACCCUGCCAUAAGUGUGACCAAAGGUGCAGCUGGCCCAGCAGGUGCCACCGCUGCUGGCUCAGACCCCAGUCUGUCUGCCUUUGACUUGGAUUUUCUAGAAAAACUAACCAUGAAGGAGAGUGUAGCGCCGGGGGUCAACCUGUUAGACAAGGACAAAGCCCCCGGCGGGAAGUUAGCUGACAGCGGCAGGACUGGUAGUAUGGGGGAGCUAUCCAAACCCGGGGUGCCCAAUUCAAACUUGUUGGCAGUUAGUACCACAGGGCUUAGUCACUCCACGGGGGAGCUCUAUAACGUCAGUAGUGCUGACACGGCCGCAGUGAAACCCCCGCCACUCCCUCCCAAGACAGCGAAAAGGAGAACUUUUGCGGCGCCGAGCGACGGCUCGAUGACCGUACCCGCUCGUAAGCCGCAGACGUAUGCCCGGCGGGAUUCGGCAGACGGCUGCAUGACAGUUCCGGCGAGAAAGUCGCCUGUUGCGAGUGUGAAGGAAGAGAAGAGACCUGCAACAACGUACCACUCUGCUGCAGCACAGACACAGGCUAAUAGAGUGUUUUUUGGAGAUGGGCUGUUUGAUCUGGCUCAGGAGAGAGACGAGGAGGCUUCCAUAUUUGCACAGGUUGUUUCCAGGCUACGGACAGAGUACAAGCACGACCACGCCACGACCAACCCUGGCCACCUGGUGAGCCCCAUCCUGCGGUACCAGCACUGCCGGGAGGACAGCACGCUCAAGGUUGUCAUCCACACUCUGCAGCAGGGCUCGGAACCUGUCACCUUCACAUGUGAUGUUGAGACAUCUGUCAGUCACCUUGUGAGCCAGGCAGUGGUGUCCCUGCUGGACGAUGACACAGACGUAUCUGUGGAUGACUUCGCUUUGAAAAUCUGCGGGAGGGAGGAGUUUCUCGCCAAUGAUACGACCUUGGGAGACUAUGAGUAUGUGCAGGACUGUGAGAAGUUUGACCUUGAUGUUGCUCUGGUGUUGUACCCCCGAGAUGCAAUCCCUCACCGGCUGGCUAGAACAGCAGAAGACGAUGCCAAGGACACGAAGACUAGCAACCUGAAUCAUUUCAUUGACAAUCCUGUCAGGACAGCAGUCUCAAAACGGGGCUUAGGUGUACUUGUGGAUGCGUUCUACAAUGAGGCCGACAAGCUGAGGUCCCACGCAUCUUUGGACUGGGAGAGCUGUAAGUUUAACGGGGUUGUCCAGGCCAUCAAGGCGCUGUGUGCAACCCUGGCCGGCCUGGAGACGGUAGAGGUCAGCAAGUCCGUGGCACGGCUCAAGCGGGCGGUGCCUGCCCCGAGACAGCACAGCAUCGCAGGGCCAGAGGGACUCAUGUCCAGCGAGAUCAGCAGGGCAUCUAUGGUCAACAACAUUGCCAGCCUGAGUAAGGAGCAGCGGCAGGACGAGGUGAACCUUGCCCUGGAGGAGGUCACGGCGGCCAUCUUGGCUCUGGUGGACAUGUACAGCAGCGCGUUCGACACAGACUUCACAACUAACCCUCAGGGGACACCAACAGCAGGUGUGGUGGACGUGACGGGCGUGUCGUCCAACGUGAGGGUCCGCCUGGUGUCGGCGCACCGCCUGCCCAUCAACUCCCACCAGCUGUUUGAGAAGUUCCGCGUGUCCAGCGGGGUGUUCCACGGCGGGCACAGGAUGUGCGACACCAAGCAGACCAACAUACGCUCCAUGGAGAAUGGCUUCUUCCCUCGGCUGGUGUGGGAUGAAUGGGUGGAGUUUUCCCUUCCGUUGUGCCUCCUGCCGCGUGAAGCCCGGCUGUGCGUCGCCCUGUACGGUGUGAACAGUGGAGCGGACAGUAACAGGCCAUACGGGGUCACCGUGCUGGGGUGGGCUGCAAUACCGCUCUUCAACUACAGGGGGCACAUGCUGCAUGGGCCACAUCUGCUGGGGCUGUGGCCGGAGUCAAAAGUCAACCCAAUAGGGACCUGCUCAUCAAACCUGCUGCAGCCUGAUUCCAUUAUACUGCAGGUUGAGUUUCCCACCCAUGGUGGCGAUGUGGUGUUCCCCCCGCCAGAGCCACACUACGAGGGCAGACAGUACAGUUAUAAUGUCCUGGAUGACUCCACCAGGGAACAGAUUCAGGAGAUCGUGGCCAAAGCCUCCAUCAGCAAGUUAUCUGAGGAGGAGGAGGAGUUGCUAUGGGAGAAGCGACACUACUGUCACACAGUCCCCGCCGCCCUGCCGCGGGUGCUGAAGCACGCCCCCAGCUGGGACUGGGCCUCGCUGGCAGAUAUCUACUCCUUAGUGCACAACUGGAGCCCCCUCACACCCGUCAGCGCUCUGGAGCUGCUACAUCCUCACUUUGCUGACAAGGAGGUGCGAGCGACUGCGAUCAGCUGGAUGCAGCACCUGCCUGAUGAUGAGCUGUACGACUUCCUGCCCCAGCUGGUGCAGGCCCUGCGUUACGAGUGUUACCAUGACAGCGCUCUGGCUAGGUUCCUGCUGGAGCGCUCGCUGGCCAGUGUGAGGAUAGCACAGCAGCUGUACUGGCACCUGAAGGACAACGUGGGAGACCAGCAGUUCGGACAGCGCUUCCAGAUGGUGCUCGCGGGGCUGCUCAGCACCUGUGGGCGGGCUCUGCGCACGGAGUUCGAGAAACAGGUACAACUGAUCCGAUUGUUGCACGAUGUUGCUGUGAAAGUGAAGUCCGCCAAAGACUCGGCACGACAAGCGAUGCUGCAGCAUGCGAUGGAGAAGAUCAACAACAAGAUGGCGGUACCCUUCCGCCUGCCCACCAACCCUGCACUGGUCUGCAGUGGGAUCAACUUCCAGUCUUGCUCUUACUUUACAUCCAAUGCCACUCCACUGAGACUCGUCUUCAGAAAUGCUGACUCCUUUGGUGAGGAGAUACAGGCCAUGUACAAGGUGGGUGACGACCUGCGACAGGACAUGCUGACCCUGCAGAUGAUCCGCAUCAUGAACAAACUGUGGCUGCGGGAGGGGCUGGACCUGCGCAUGAUCACCUUCGCUUGUGUGGCUACUGGCAAGGAAGCAGGUAUGGUGGAGAUCAUCCCCAAGUCGGAGACGUUACGUAAAAUCCAGACAGAGCAGGGCGUGACGGGGUCGUUUAAGGACAAGCCCCUAGCGGACUGGCUACAGAAGCACAAUGCGACGGAGGCAGACUACGAGAAGGCAGUGGAAAACUUCAUGUUCUCGUGUGCUGGAUACUGUGUGGCGACCUACGUUCUCGGGAUCGGAGACAGGCACAACGACAACAUCAUGAUCAAAACAACUGGUCACAUGUUCCACAUAGACUUUGGCAAGUUUCUCGGUAACGCUCAGAUGUUUGGGAAGAUCAAGAGAGACCGCGCUCCCUUCGUACUGACCUCUGACAUGGCGUAUGUCAUCAACGACGGCGACCGUCCCAGCACGCGGUUCCAGGACUUCGUGGAUCUGUGUUGCGAAGCCUUCAACAUCAUCAGGAAAAACGCCAACCUGUUUAUCAACUUGUUUGGUUUGAUGUUGUCAUCAGGAAUCCCAGCGUUGUCUCGCACAGAAGACAUCCAGUACGUUCACAACGCCCUGAAACCCAGCGCCUCUGACGCAGAGGCCACGGCUCACUUCACGCGGCUGAUCGAGGUCAGCCUGGGGUCGCGCGCCACCCAGAUCAACUUCUUCAUGCACAACCUGGCGCAGAUGCGCUUCUCUGGGAACGUGGGGGACGAGUCGCUGUUUACCUUCUCACCUAAAGUCUACAGCAUGGAGACAGAUGGCAGAAUCAAGUCCCUGAGUGUGUUUGGCUUCCAGAAGAGGUACAGCGGAGAGAAAUAUUAUGUCUACAUCAUCAAGGUGUACCGGCAGGACAGGGAGGAGCCCACCUUCGUGUUCCGCACCUACGACGAGCUGUUCGAGCUUCACCAGAGGUUAACACUGGCCUUCCCGCAUAACAGACUACCCAGCUUUCCUACACGCACCGUCAUCGGGCGCUCUAACAUCAAACAGGUGGCGGAGCGUCGGCAGGUGGACCUGAACAUCUACCUGAAGGAGGUGAUGUCAGCCCCUCCGCAGGUGUCGCAGUCCGACCUGGUCUACACCUUCUUCCACCCCAUGCUGAGGGAUGAGAAGGACGCAGGUGCUGCCAACAUGCUGAAGAUAGGUGAUUCCUCCAACCGUCCCCCCACCAUAGGGCAGGUGGGAGGCUCCGUCAAACUGUCCAUCCACUACAAGAAGAACGGCCUGUUCAUCAUGGUCAUGCACGCCAAGGACCUCCAGUCUCAGGACGGCGAGUACCCCAACCCUUACGUCAAGACCUACCUCCUCCCCGACCCCGCCAAGCUCACCAAGCAGAAGACGAAGAUAGCAAAGAAGUCUCUGAACCCCACGUAUAACGAGAUGCUGGUGUAUAACAUGCCACUGGCGGACGUGCAGCGGCGCACGCUCCAGCUCACGGUUUGGAGCAGCGAGUCGGUCAGGGAGAACUGCUUCCUGGGCGGGACUAGCAUCAGGCUGGGUGAGCUGGACCUGAAACAGGAGGCCGUGCAGUGGUACAGACUGGGGGACAUGCCACACAGAUGAAGAAAGUGACCAACUAGGAAGUAGGCCCAAAUUCUCCAUCCUUCAGUCCUGAUAUGAAGUGCUGAAGGCAAUGAUAUUGUCUCUUGAUGUAGAGUCUAGAUGUCCUUACGAUAGGGUUGCCAUCUUGCACUGUUGCUAGCAUGCACACUGUAGUAUAUUACUAUAUGGUGUAAAUUAUGUAAAAUUCUAAAAAAAAUCAUGAAGAGUAACACUAGAAUUGAUCUAACAUGUGUCACGUCCUCACAAGCAUGUUUUUUAGUGUUAUACACCAGUGCCUGGAGAAUGGCUGUCAUGAAGAUUCUUGUAUACUAUAUACAGUGUGUUUUCAUGUAUUGUAAAGAACAUGUACUAAAGACUAUGAUGAUUAGGUAGCAGUUGCCUUUAGUUUGCAUUAAAGACAACAUGUAGUUGCAAUUGGAUUAUGAGCUAGAAGUGUAAGUAUAUGAUGUGAUUUCAUGCACAUAGAAAUUUUAAUGUAGUUAUAUAAUAAGCGAUGUACAAUACAUUCUGGAGAUGUUGAAUCAUGUGUUGCAUUAUAUUGUAUAGGAUACAAAUCACAAUGUUUAUAUUGUAGUAUUGCUUUUAUUCAGUAGAAAAGUUGAUUAAUUAUUAUCUGCAGUUUGUACACAUGAAAAUUAUUUUAACUAGCUCUGUCAAAUAAAGGGGUUUUGUCCUUACGUAUUAUUUCCAUAGGACGUUUUUAGAACAGACCAUUAUUAUAUGAAGUACAUUGCAUAUUUUAAAGAUGCUGUAGUGACCAUAAUUUGUGUUACUUCGGAAGUUGUAGUGAUACAAAAUGAAUAUAAGCAUGAUAAGUAUGUGUAAUUUGAAGAUGUAAGCAUGGUUGGAGGGCCAACUGAAGUUACAACCUUGUUUUACAGUCUAUAUUGAACCCAUUUAAGACAAGAAGAUUCUACAGCCAUGUUAAACUUUUAUGCUUUCAACUUACUCCUGCUCUCAAAGUUGACUGCCUUUAGCCAACAUAUACUUGAUGAAAGGAUUGUACGUGUUGUAUGAUAGUUUUCACUAUAUUUUACUGUCGUUUCUGAAGCUGGAUAGAACUACAAAGUGAAAUAAAAAAUAACUUGUUAAAUACUUGUAAAGUGAACAAUUUCAAGCGUUUUUAAACUCAAGCAUAAGGAGAUACAACACUGUGGGCAGUUACGUGACUCUAAAAAUACUGUCCUAGACAAAAGUGCUUUAAUUUUACACAGUGUCAUGAAUUGUCAAUAUCCUUCAAAUGGGCCCAUAUUGCCUUUGCUAUACCAGGUGAAAUCAUAUGCUUUACUUCAGGCAACAGACCAGUCUACAAAUGUAUGUGUUGGAAGAAUUCUAUAUCUAGCUUUAAAAAUGGCCCAUUGAGUUUAUUGAAUGCAAUGUGUAAAGUGUCUAUGGUACGGGUCGCUGUUAUGACCAUUCAGAUUUAGCAUACGAUUAUAGUAUAAUAAUUUGUACAUGUAUGCUUUAAAGUAAUGAUGUUACACUCAGAUUCCAUCAUGUACCUUUUUCAUGCACAUCUGGCUGAACAAUAGUUUAACGUGCAGUAUAGAUGGAUAUAAGCCAGCAGUCCAGUAGCCAGCAAUCAAGAGUAGAGAUUUUUGUAUAUUUUUGCAACCAUCAUCUGUUAGAGAAGAUUUAGUUGUUACAGCUUCCAGGCUGCUCUGGUCUCCAAAUCUGUAAAUUUUACAAUUGUGUAUUCCAAAGCAUACGAGUACAUCAAGACAUGUGCAGUGUUAUUUUAGCUUCUCCUGUAUUGGGUGCAUCAUAAGCCCAGCAACAUAUGAAUCAUAUUGUGAGCAAUAAUGUGGUCAUAGACACUGGAAUGUAUGUAGGAAGAUAUACUAGAUGUUGAUCAAAUUUCGCUUCUUAGAAUUUUUUACGUUGAAACAAUGAUUAAAGGCAAACGUUUUAUUCUGAA